Molecule: messenger RNA, 3424 nt
Organism: Heteronotia binoei (common prickly gecko)
Lineage: Eukaryota; Metazoa; Chordata; Lepidosauria; Squamata; Gekkonidae
Gene: CCDC73
Product: coiled-coil domain containing 73
Exons: 16
Coding region: 10-2967 (985 amino acids)
Source: RefSeq, a predicted model, not a curated record
GUUUCUGAAAUGGAUGAAGACUUAAAUAAAGAAGCAGCUGCAUACACUUUACAGAAUUCUUUGGAAGCUUUGCUUUGUAUUCAACGGCUAGAUUUCAAAACGAGUUUUCUGGAAGUAGUUGAAGAAUUGCGUAUGAGAAGAGAGGCAGAAAUUCAUUAUGAGAAGCAAAUUAGCAAGUUUGUUAUUGAAAAGCAGGAAUUUCAGUGGCAAAAGGAAGCUCUUCAAUACCAGAUAGAAACAUUAAACAAGCAGCAUUCAGAAGUCCUGAUGGACUUUAAAAAACAGUUUCAGGCAAGAAUAUUUGCUAUUGAAGAAGAAAAGGGGAAGUAUUUACUUGCUGAAGAAUCAAGAGAAAGAGAAACGGAAAGACUGAAGGAAACAUUAAAAAUGCUACAGAUUUCAAAAUACACCUUACAAAACAAACUCAAUGAAAUGGAACAAACAAUACAGUUGCAUAUGUUAGCAAAAGAAGAUCAUCAGAAGAGUCUGAAUGAAGUAGAAAAAUGCUAUGCAGCUAUUACAUGUCAAUUUGGAACAAUAAAAGGACAUCAUGAGAGAUUAGAGCAGAAUGUUGUGGAAGCCAUUCAGUGCAAUAAGAAAUUGACAGCAAUGAAUAAAAGGCAAGAAUCUGAGAUAUAUAAUUUAAAAGAGGAACUGAAGAAAGUCACUGAAGACUUAAUAAGGUCUAAUGUCACUUGCCAGCACAGAGCAGGAGAAGAAAAUCUCAGACUUACGGCAAAGGAACAGGAAUUACAGCAGCUACAGCAAAAAUUAUUAAUGGAGACUGAAUUAAAGACAAAAAUUGCUGAAGAAAAUGAACAUCUUAAAAAAGAGAACCAGGAGAUCAUUACUAAACUACAACAUAUGCAGCAACUACUCUGUAGACAGACUGAAACAAAUAUCAGAAUUGAAGCAGAGCUGAAUGAACUGAAGCAAAAAUAUCAGACCCUUGAAAGAGAUAAUGAGCUGCAAAGGGAGAAGGCAAAAGAAAAUGAAGAAAAGUUCCUUAAUCUUCAGCAUGAAUAUGAGAAAGCUCAAACAACUUGGAAAAACAAGGCUGACCAGGUUACUGAAAAUGAAAUGCACAUCUGCCAGAAAGAAAACCAAUGUGCUCAAGCAACAACAGAAGUUUCUAAUAAUCUUGAAUUAGAAAAAACAAGAGUAAAAAAACCUGUAACUUGCUCUUUGGAUUCUGAUGAAAUACACAUGGAACAAAAUUAUGCAGAUAUAAAUACAGAUGAAAUGAAUUCAAUCAGUGUUGAAGAUUUAAAUUAUCUUGAAAAGUGUGUGAAUGAAGAUGGUAUAUCUUGUGUUUGCAAACAAAACCGAAGGAAGGCUUCUGAAAGCAGUCCCGUCUACAAGCUCAGUUUCACUACUUCAGGUCUGACCUCUGGUUCAUGUGUUGCUGAUUGUGAAAAAGCAGCUGCUAAUGAAAGAGAAGACAAAUUUUUGUCUAAUGAAAUACAUUCAAAAGUAGAAAUUAAGCCUCCAAGCAGCUGCCACUCUAUAGUACCGAUCCAGGAUUCUAAGAUGCUCCCAGAAACACUUAUUUCUAAAGCAAAUAAAAACCUCAGCAAUGCACUCCUUGAAGGUUUCUUCACAAGUGAACUUGUUGCUAAAGAGUCCAAAGUACAGGACAACAUUGCUAGUGAGAAAACUACACAUUACCACACUAAGACUAAAGUUAAUUCUGUCAUCCUGUCACAGGCAAUAGAGCAUAAUCACCCUACCUUCUACAGUGAUAUUAGUAAAGCAGAAAAAAUGUCACCAUUUCAAAACACUGAUUGCAUAACCUCUAACAUCCAUUUAUAUGAAGAGAUUAAUACUUACAAUGAAGAAAUACAUAUUGAUGAUCCAUGCGAAAAUAAUGAAUGUGAGCUAAGAAGUACUUGCAACGUACCAGAGAACAUCCCACAUUUGCACGCUUCUUUCUCUAAGAGUGUAGAUUUUAAUAUUCAUGUUGUCAGUGCUGAAAACACCCAUAAUAUGCCUCUGGAAGGAAACUUAAAUCUGAAUGCUGAAGAACUAUCUAAACACACUGAUGUAAGUGAAAUGCCAAGCAAACAGUUAGAAGACAACUUGAAACUUCCAGAAAUUAAUACAAAUGCAGCUAAGCUUCUCCACGCAGAAUCUCAGGCUGUAGAUCUGAAAAUGGAAAAAAUUACCAGAAACAAACAAAAAGAAUCUUGUGCUUCCAUAUCCACUAGUGAACAGUUUCUUGUAGUUUGUGAUCAAGAAACUACAUGGUUAAAAGACAAGGAAGAGUCAUUAUGCAGUAUAGUUACAGGGGAAAUGACUGAGGAAGAAAAUAUGAAGGAAUUGUGUUCUUCAUCCAUAAAGACAUCUGGUGAUUUAUUAAGUGGAAAUGGAAAGUCAUGCUUUGAUCUGCAAAGUAAGGAUAAAACUGUAAACAUUUCAGCAUGCUUAGAUCUACCAAGAGGAUGUCAAGGUAAAAGUCAGAUUGAGUUUGCUUCAACAUCCAAAAUGCCUUUCUUUUUGAAAGAGCAAUUAUGUACUCAAGAAAUAAAAACUACUCAUUCAAGAAAAAUUGGUGAGAAUAUGAACAUGGAAGGUGAAGAAGAAAGAGGAAAAACAACGUCUACCAGCAUGAACAGAGCUGCUGACUCUUUGAAUACUGGAAAUAUCAAUCCAGGCCUCAAGAGAAAUCCUACUGAUGAAAGGAAUGCAAUCGCCAAGAGUUUUUAUGAAACUAAAUUUCCCACAGAAUCCGUCAAAACACAGUGUUCACCAAGUCUGCAACAGAACUCUUCUCAACUCAUCUUUGAACAAAGCACAUUUGUGUUAAAUGAGAGCUCACAGAACAGUGAAGUAAGAGACUGGAAUUCCCAAAAUGUUUUCAUAAGAACAAAACUCAGCAACAUUGAAAAACUUCUGUAUUUAGAGAAGUUCUGUCAGCCAAGAAAGAGAAAGUAUGAGGACAAUGCAGAAAACCGUGACAGCCAAUAAAGCAGAAACGUAAUUAUUUUUGAAUCCAUGUUUUAUAAAAUCUGCUGAGAAACAUCUCCCUUUUCUGUAAGAAUCCCACACAUAUAGAAAAUAGUACACCUUCCUACAGUUCUUAUGUCUUUAAAUUAAAACCUUUUAGAAUAAACUUUCCCCCCUUAAAGUUACCAAUAUUACUGAAGGCCACAGAAUACUAUUCAUUUGUACUAGAACUAUCCUGCUGACUCCCUGCUUCUUUUCUACCUUAUGCAGGAAUAUAAACCAUUUUUCAUUAUUACAGAAGCUGGACAAAUUUGAGAUUUGUUUAAGUUUAAAUUUAUUGUUUUUGCAUACUGGAGUUCAAAUUAUUUUAUGCCAAUCAUAUAUUUUGAAAACAAAUAAAAACUUGACAAAUUCAGUUGGUUUACUGUAGCUGAGCUUCCAUCUGAGAAAUCAAAUCAUAGGUGAAAGAAUUAAGUAU